Molecule: messenger RNA, 1779 nt
Organism: Chelonoidis abingdonii (Abingdon island giant tortoise)
Lineage: Eukaryota; Metazoa; Chordata; Testudines; Testudinidae
Gene: TATDN3
Product: TatD DNase domain containing 3
Molecular function (GO): hydrolase activity, acting on ester bonds
Source: RefSeq, a predicted model, not a curated record
CUGCGUCAACCGGCGAAACAGGUCACGUGUCCGGGCGGAACCCGCCCAUCACGCGGCCGUUCUGGCCUGGGGCUCUCGAGAUGGAGGUCGCGGGGCUGGUGGAUUGUCACUGCCACCUCGCGGCGCCGGACUUUGAGCGGGAUAUUGAAGAUGUAUUGGAAGAAGCAAAGAAGGCUAAAGUUUUGGCCCUUGUGGCAGUUGCUGAACACUCAGGAGAAUUUGAAAAAAUUAUCCAGCUUUCGGAAAGGUACCCAGGGUUUGUCUUGCCAUGUCUGGGAGUUCAUCCAGUUCAAGGUAUUCCACCAGAGGAACAAUGCAGUGUUACUUUAAAGGACCUGGAUGCUGCAUUGCCACUUAUAGAACUCUAUAAAGAUAGAUUGUUGGCAAUCGGAGAGGUUGGACUAGAUUUCACUCCCAGAUUUGCCAGCACUGAUGAACAGAAGCAGGAGCAAAGACAAGUCUUGACCAAACAGAUUCAAUUAGCGAAAAGACUGGAUUUGCCUUUAAACGUCCAUUCUCGUUCAGCUGGAAGACCAACCAUUAGCCUCCUAAAAGAACAAGAUGCUGAAAGGGUAUUGCUCCAUGCAUUUGAUGGGAGGCCAUCUGUGGCCAUGGAAGGAAUGAAGGCUGGAUAUUUCUUCUCCAUUCCUCCUUCCAUUAUAAGAAGUGAACAGAAGCAGAAGCUUGUGAAACAGUUGCCCUUAGAAUGUAUGUGCUUAGAAACCGACUCUCCUGCACUAGGUCCUGAAAAACAGCUGAGAAAUGAACCAAAGAAUAUUUUCAUUGCUGCUGAGUAUAUUGCCAAAAUGAAAGGAAUCCCAGUGGAAGAAGUUAUAGAAGUGACGACGCAGAAUGCACUGAAACUGUUUCCCAAACUUCAGAAAUUUCUCUGGAAAUAGACCCAGAAAUGUUUAAAAUUUGCAAUUACAUUAUGUCCCAACAGCUAACGUGUACAAUAAAAAAAUACAUCUUGUCCUAAGUGCAGGAUUUUACUAUCAAAUAAUUCAGCAUAUAUACAUGCUUUUUAAAUGAAAGUUAUGAGCGUGAUGGGAUCUGUCUUAUAUCUUGUUACCCAUUCAUCCUUCCGAUAUCUGAUCGAGAUAUAGAUUCAUAUUAGUCUCCUAAAUAAAUAUGGAAGAAGAGUCUCUCUCAUAUUGGUGAUCUAAUAUUAUAGCUGCCUGACUUAGCUCAACACUAUGUAAAAUCAUGGCCCUAUUGAAGUCAAUGGCCAAACGCCCAUAAACUUCAAUUGGCCCAGGAUGUCGUCCCAAUAGUCAGAGAAAUUAUCUUCAUAGUACUCUAAUCAUUACUCCUAAGGCCCGGCUGAGUAAGGGGGCAUAAUGUGGGGUCUCUGUGGAGUUACUGUGUUAAAACAGGACAGCGAGUGAGAAUCUGUUCUCCUACCCCAGUCUAUAGCCACUAUAAACUUCUACACCAGAGCUGGACCUGACCUGAACCAAAAUCCCGUAUCCGAAUGCUCCAAACUCUGGCAAGUUCAAAUCUGCAUCCCAGUGUUGUGAUCUGGGCCCAUGUAUCAAAUGUUCGUACUGUUUUAAAACCUAAGACUUGUCUACAGGGUGUGUCCGUUUGAAAUGGACAUUAACACACAGUAGGGGGCUUUUUUAGCAUAUGCCAGCAGGGUCCAGAGGGGCCAGUUAAUGUGUUGAAUGCUCGUGUGUGCAUUAGAAUUUACACCCCUCUAAUGUGGACUAAUGCACUCUGAAGACAAGUCAAAUCUUGUCUCCCUUAAUAUAUAGAGAUUUUCUUAACUGCCUUUUU